GUGAAGGAGCGUCGGUUUAAACCGGGGGCCGGGAGUGUGUUCAGUUUGAAUCAGGCAGACGGUAGCUCCAGCCACUAACACCCCGAUACACAGCGUGUCCCGCAGUAAUCGGUCCGUUUGCACUCAUGGCUUCCCAGAACAUGGAUCCCGCAGCGGCUGCAGCUUCUUCCACAGCCGCUCUGAAGGGCAGCGAAAGCGGCGGAAGCGCGGCCAGAAGCUCGGUGUACAAACGGCUGCAACAGGAGCUCAUGACUCUGAUGAUGUCAGGUGAUAAGGGGAUCUCAGCCUUUCCAGAAUCAGAUAAUCUCUUCAAAUGGAUUGGAACCAUCGACGGAGCUCAGGGGACGGUGUAUGAGGGUCUCAGGUACCGGCUAUCUCUGGACUUUCCUGCCGGUUAUCCAUAUCAGGCUCCUCGCGUGAAGUUCGUCACUCUGUGUUUUCAUCCCAACGUGGACGAGCAGGGAUUCAUCUGUCUCGACAUCCUGAAGGACAAGUGGUCGGCGCUCUAUGACGUCCGCUCCAUCCUGCUGUCCAUCCAGAGCCUGCUGGGAGAGCCAAACAAUGAGAGUCCUCUGAACACGGCUGCAGCUGAACUCUGGGAGGAUCAGGAAGCCUUUAAAGCUCAUCUACACUCGACCUUCCAGAAGUGAAGCAGCUCCACGUUUCAUUCUUCUUCUGUCUGUCUGUCUUCUGUGUUUGUACAAUAUUUUUAUGUUUGUUCACCUCGCUGUAUCAAUAAAGUUCUUAAUUCAACACAAA
Xiphias gladius (swordfish) is the source of this 759-nucleotide messenger RNA. It is a transcript of the gene ube2c, whose product is annotated as ubiquitin-conjugating enzyme E2C. The record is from RefSeq and is a predicted model, not a curated record. The coding region runs from base 126 to 650 and encodes 174 amino acids. Lineage: Eukaryota; Metazoa; Chordata; Actinopteri; Istiophoriformes; Xiphiidae. The transcript has 7 exons.